GGCAAACCGAAGCAUUCCGCCUUAGACUAAGAAGCUGGGAACAUGUACUGGGAUAUUCUUGUUCGAUUAAAUGCCUCUCCCCAGUGAUCUUCCCCAGAAGUUAUUAGAGAUUUCUCAAUUCCUUUGUUUCGAUAUCUUAUUACUUCCUUGUUUGUAACUUCAACUGCAAAUGACAGCAACGCUCAUAUCUGCUUACAUAGCAACGUUCAUAAAUGAACAAAGCCAAACGAAUAAUCCCGUAAUCGACGCCCAAAACGCCCGUUCAGAAUGGAUUAUGCUAAGAUGGCCAUUUUCAUUUUGCUAGCUUUCUCCUGCCUAAGUUAUACCGACGGCGGAUGUCUUCCACAGGAUUGUGAGGUGAGUUCUUGGUCCUAUUGGAGCUCGUGCUAUGGUGAGCGAUGCGGUGGACGAGGAAUCCAAAGACGAACAAGAUGGCAAGACACCGUCCCAAGCUGUGGAGGAUCAGAAUGUCCGACUUUGGAGGAAACACGGUCGUGUGGCAGUGAACUCACAAGCUGCCUCAACGGAGGGCGUUUGAAUGACGAUGGAACAUGCUCCUGUGCCGACGGCUAUUCUGGACAAUGCUGUGAAGUGAAACUUGACGGUAUAGUCAGAAAACGUUUUCUUUGCUUGCACAGAAAUUUUAAAUCUAUUAAUCUCUUUUUCAAAUUCGUGUUCACUCUUUCUUAUUAAUUUCGAACUGAAACGAUAAAUACGUUCAUAGACUCUCGUAGUUCCCUCGAAAACUCAUACUCGAUUCCAGACCAAAAUAGGCGAAGUCUAUAUCAGUCCGAAAUGGCGCAGAAACCCUACCCUUUGGGGCAGCACAUACCUAUAUGUAUACGAUUUAUAGAAGAAAGUACCCCCCGUUGGAAUAUAUAACUUUCGAGGAUUCACUGAUCUCAUUUUAAUCCAUUUUGUGCCAGUUCCUACGGCUACGGAGAGCACUAUUCGCUAGGCGUUUCUUGCACAAGCAUCCUUUGCCACAAUGCUGUCUCAAAAUUGUGAAUAAUAUUUGAAUCGAGAUUCGAAGUCUCUAUUUCAGACUUAAAGAAGCAAAACGUUUUGGUGGGGGUUUUAAUCAAGACCGAUGUUCUUAUUAGUCGCGAAGCGUCGUGUACAAAGUCCUGUGCUCGUAUAAAGGUGGCUUAGGCGCCCGCAGAGACUUACGCUUUGUCACGCGUUCUUGCCCACUGAAUCCUUUUCCUUUUUUUGCAAUCACGUGCAAAUUAUUAUCGCAGAACCAAUUGACGCCAAGACAUUGUUUAAUAAAAGGCAAUCAUAAGUAGAAAAUUAAUUAAGUGUUGACAGGCCAAACACGACACAGAAGCCCGAGAUAGUGAUACCUGGACUUCGAGUUUUGCUCGAAUAAGAAUAUCGUUCAGAGAUUUUCAUUUAUAUAUGGGAUGAAGCGGAGGGUCUUCGCAUAUGCCUCUUAGAGGUUGGAUUUUUAGAUGCCAUUUGCUCAUAAAGGUGUUGUUAGGCAAUGGCAGGGUUACCCUAUGGAAAGCCAUAACUUUCUUAUGUGGUUAUUUAUCAUUAUGUGGUGUAGUUUCUUCAUUAUGUCUCGUGGUUACUUCAUUAUGCCUUGUGGUUACUUCAUUAUGUCUCGUUGUUACUUCAUUCUGUCUUGUGGUUUCUUCAUUAUGUCUUGUGGUUACUUCAUUAUGUCUUGUGGUUUUCUUCUUGUGGUUUCUAUGUAAAUAUCUUAUAUAGCGUGAAAUAAAGAAUUGAAUUAAAUUCUUCAUUAUGUCUUGUGGUUUCUUCGUUAUGUCUUGUGUUUACUUCAUUAUGUGGUUUGUUCAUUAUGUGAUGAUUUAUUCAUUACGUAUGUGAUGUGGUUUCGUCUUUAUGUUUUGUUGACUUUACUUCCAGUAUGAAGCUCUACUACCUAGGCUUUACUCGUUACCAAGAACUAGUUAAGCCGGUAUUAAGAAGGGCCCCAGUUCCUGCUCUUCCGCGUUGUCAAAGAUUACAAAAUGGCGGGAGCAGCUAACCAUUCAUCUUGUACGGGUCCCGGCAGUGGGAAAUUUGUCAGUAAACCUCUGGGGUAUAACGUCGUUCUUUUUCCAAUAUUUCACUUAAAAAUAUGCCUAAUUGGAUAGCUUUAUAUAUAUCUAUAGAGAAUAUUUUUGAUAAUUUUGCUUUAAAAAGAUAUGUUUGGUUUUCACUCCACACUUCCCUAUCCCACAGUAUUUCUUGCAUCCGUUCUAGAAAAUUGUCUGCCGCCAUCGUGACGUGAUCAGUUGGCACAUGGAGGAAAAACAAUUAAUGUAUCGUUUGAAGCGUUAAGUUUAAAGGAAAGACACUUUCUUUGUGCGUGAGUGGUUGAGGCAGAAAGGCCUAGAAAAACUUUGUGAGAUAUUUGAGAGCUAAUAUAAACUACGUGUAUUGUACGAUCAAUGCGGCAAGUAAUACGCUGACGAAACAGUUCUGUUAUGUUGAGAAAGUGUUUAAUAGCUCAUCGGUUGUUUUUUUAUCAUUCACUAUAUUAAACGUCUUCGAAAAUAAGAAGUAUUAUUAAAAUUCUAGUUUACAGUUCUAUAAUUGAUAUUAAUCAGAUGGAUGUGAUCUUUUUUCGUAAUAAUUGUAACUUGGGACUAAGGGCAAUUUGCGUGGGGCGCUUCACACGUUUUGAUAAGGUUAUUAGAAAUCCAUAAAUGUGGUUUUUGCAGCUUAUUUACUGGAAAAUACAAUUUUGGUGUUGUCCCGGAGUGGGGCAUUUGCACCCUAUUUUUAAGCCACACCGUGGGGUUUUUGUAUGAACGCCCGGCCCCACAAUGGGGCAUUUGCAGCUCAGUUUCCAAAAACAAAUGACAAAAUGGCUAGCUCGAACGCUAAGCUCCUCUGAAGACCGUACACUUUUAUCCAAGCCAUUAAUUUUCUUUUUUCCUUCUUCUUCUUCUCCUUUAUUAGUGUAUUCCUACCUUACUAUAUAUACCUGGAGUUAUGAAAACCGGGUUAGCAAACAUUUUGUAAUUUUUCUCAACUUCCCCUGUCUAAUAGCUUCUUUACUGUGUUGUUUGCUCAUGUCGUGUUUUUUUGCUUGUUUUGUGGUUAGGGAUUUGUGUAGAAGUGGAUGUAGACAGAAUUACUAUCUUACCCUCCCCCACCUCCCUAUUUUUUCCUUACCCACAAUUCUUUGUUUAACACAAGUGACAGUUAUUUAGCAGUUUAGUUUUAGAUAUUGGUCACCUUGAGAAAAGUUUCCCGGAGAGCAUCAUGUAAAGCUCUGAGAUGGGACAAAGUUAUUACGAUUCGCAGAGUCUGCAUCGUCCAAUAUCGUAUUAUAUUCUCGUUUCAUUUGGCUAAACGGAUCAAUCACCCUGAUUCGGGCUGAGACAGAAAGGUACGAUAUUGUUCGCUUUUGUAAGGUGACCACUAAGUCUUUGGCCUCGGGAACAGGCUCUUAGGAGUCAAAUGAAUUAGUCAUGGUGAGCAAAAUUGCAGGUGAACUUUGACCCGGGUUAAGUGGUGUGAAAACAAGGCUAAGGUGAUCUACAGACCGUGUGACUCUACAUCCGGGAACUUGAAUAAGACGAGUGUAAGAGAAAAGUCCAGAGGUGUUUAUCUGGCAAUAGGCUGAGUUUUUCCGAGUUAAUCGAUGAUUUUUCGCUUAUGUCAAACGUGAGAAGAUUAUGCGUGGUUGUGGAUCGUCUUAUCAGUGCCGCGAAAGUGUGUGAUUGUGUGAUUUCCGCAUGACGUUGAGAGGCAUGUGAUCGGGUGGUUAAACUGCGGUUUGGCCAAAAUAUUCUGUGCCAGCCAUUAAUAUUAUUUCGUCAGUGUUUAGCUUAGCUGAUUGUACCUUGGAAAAGCAACUCUCGGCUCAGGAAAAUUGGAUCUAGGUCUAGUUUCAGCGGGCUCUAACGGCAUUGAACCAUAGGCCGAUUUGUGCAGAUAAGAAAGUGAUAAUUUGUGUACUACGUUUCAUUCAGUUUGUUGUCUAUUCCAUGGGGAAUCCUGUUGUUUAUCGAACCGCUAAAAAGUAGUGUUUUGCUAACUAUUUAAGUUGUUAUGUAAGCCUUAACCAGGCACUCUUUCGCUGCAGUUCACUUAACUUGAAAAUUUCUAGACUGAAACGACACCGGUUUGAAACUUCGCGAAGUCAGUUUACUGAAUAAAUGUUCUAAAAUUUGCGUCAUUUUAAAUUUGGAGUCGUUGGAAUGCUUCUAGGGACCAUUAACUUACUGCCCGGCGUCAGAUAAAGGCUUUUAAUCGGCCUUUGAAUGAGCUUUAUUGUUUUUUCGGUGUUAGCACAAAGGGCACGGAGGCGAUGACGAUUCCGACGAUCGUAGUUACACCAAGACGUACAAGCUCGUCAUCGGACAACUCUGAUUCAUUUUGAGGCUCAAUUCUUUUGGCAGCAAAUUUCGGAAUAAGAGACUCGGGUUUGAGGUCCUUCAGAAUACUCUUCAUGAUGUUUUCUUCCUUCACAAGCUAAUCGAAAUGUGGUGGUUGCCUGCUCCCACCAUUUUGUUAUCUUUGACAACGUGGAAGAGCAGGAAAUGGGGCGCCUCUUAAAACCGGUUUGACUAGUUCCUAGUAACGAGUAAGGCCUGGGUACUAGAGCUUUGUACCGGAAGUGAAGUCAACAAAACAUAAAGACGAAACCACAUCACGUAAUGAACAAACCACGUAAUGAAGAAACCACAAGACAUAAUGAAGUAACAACGAAACAUAAUGAAGUAACUACAAGGCAUAAUGAAGUAACCACAAGACAUAUUGAAGAAACCACACCACAUAAUGAAGAAACCACACACGUAAUGAUAAAUAGGCACAUGAGAAAGUUAUGGCCUUGCAUACUACCCUGCGAACAGAGUCUCCUUCGAUCUUCCUAGAUAAGUCCGGAAGAGGAGGGAGACUCUGCCUACAUCCUCGACUAUUCAUAUUGAGCAUGCUCCAAAUUCGGACCUCUUAGGAAACAGAAGUUGACUUCAAAGAGUUUGUGAUUGGUGGCUUUCGAUCCAUUUUGUGUGUUUCAAGGUUCGUUGCUUGUGAUCGUAAUUAUUACGGCAGCACCUGUAAGCUGGAUUUUAAAUCUCGGAGUUUGCGUCUUAAUAUUGAAAAGGGCAGUAAAAAUCUUGAAUUUUUAAUUCUUUUAUUAUAAAUGUAGGAAAAUCAAGUAGCACUCGAAAAGUAAACCAGACGUGACGAAUGCUUGGUUCCUUCUGUGAGUACCGGAGCACAGAUUACGUAAUACAAUAGUAAUAAAAGACAGGAAACAAAACAACUCCAAAUAAAGACUAAUCCCAAGUGACCAAAAAUACAAAGCUUUCCGGUACCUGCAGAAAGACCCGAAUGCUUGUUGAAUAUUAGUAGCAUCGAUGAUUUAAAUGCAGCUUAGAUUCUUUAGUCUCAUGAUCGUGUUUUAAAAUAAUGUUAUGAAUGAGCAAACACAAAAGAAUAGACAGAGAAAUUAUUUUUUGAAAAUUUUUAUUCAAAAGCCCAUUAGUUUAUCCUUAAAACACUUCGCGUAACACUUGCACAUGGAUAGUGGAUCAGUUCACGCAAUUAAAAUCGGCCGAGGACGUGGUUAAAUCUAAAACAAAAUCCGUCUCAAAUCGGUGUAUUCUCUAAUUUUUCUAAAAAGGACUAGCGCUCCGCUGCAGUUUACUAAACGUUGAAUCGAUAAUUUUCUUAAAAUCACUUCGUGAAAAUCGAAACGGUAGCGAAUUGUUUUGUUAUAGAGCGUGGGCUCAGGGAAAGUCAGCAAUACUCCAGAAGACGCGUGCGUGCACAGAUGAAACUGGAUUAUCCAGUAUGAAACUUGUCUGACUUAUCCAAAUCGCGGGAUGAUCGGUAAAUCAAAGGAAUUUGAAGAUGUCGGCAGAGUCGCUUCCUCUUUCCCGACUUAUCUAGGAAAGAUCGAAGCGACUCUGCUAGCAGGGUACGGCAGGGUGGUACGUUGGUUGGUUUUCGGAGAUAUAUCAACUAACCUCUGCGAUUUGGAUUUCGAGUAGGAGUUUCGAGUUAGGAUUCGAGUUGGAUAUUUUGACCUCAUCCUCUUCUUGUGCCUAAAAAAAUAACUAUUAAAGCAGAAGAUUACUUAAUUCCAUGCACAGUGUAUCUUUUGCACUUGUAUUGUACACAGUAUGCGUUUAAUAGAGGUGAGGACAAUAAGGGCCUGUUUACAUGAAAGGAAGAAGAUCCUAAAAGAGCUCCUGGAAGAUCCAAGAAUGAGGAACAACUUUUCGUUGGUUUUACCGUAUGCAGAAAUUUCCGUCCGUGAUUACUCACUCAACAACGCGCCGCCAUUUUAGUAUGGUUUGACCCUGGUACUAGGAUCUCCUUAGCGAAGGUAGUUCACACGGUGUUUAAAUACAAUCUUUCUAGUUCUUGGAUCUUCCUACCUCUCAGCUAUGAAGAUUCUAGUAAUAGGAAGAUCCUAGCGCUGAGGAACAAGUGCAACUUUUUGCAUGUAAACCUACUACAGAAAACAUAUGGUGCUAGGAUGUUCCACCUCCUGGAAUAUCUGGAAUCUUCCCGAUGCUAGGAUCAACUACCUCCCCUAAUGUAAACAGCCCCUACUCGUUAGCUCUCGUUAGGAGGGCUACGGAACAGAUGCCCGUGACUGCCAGGUAGAGGUUUAAUACCACCGCCGUAGCCAGUAUGAGGCGAACCGAGGCACUCGCCUCGGUAAAAUUUUACCAAAUACUGUCGAUUUUUAUUUUUUUUAUCAGACUGAUAAUAUUAGAAGAUUUCAUACGGCUGAUUUCGUACAACGGACCGUGUGUUCGCCUCGGUUGUAGUUUCUUCCUGGCUACGGCCCUGAAUACAGGUUAAUUUUACAAUAAUUAAGGAAAUGAUUUUAAGAAAAGGAACCACUUUUAAGCCUCGUAUUAAAAUGUCUGAGACCUCUUGAUACAGAUUUGACUGUGAUUCGAAUCCUAACUCCGGAAAAUCAUCUCGAAACUUCAUUCAAAAUCCAAGUCGAAAUCCUAACUUGGCAAAUAGUUAUAGUUUAGCUAGUUUGUUGUUUUCUUUUUUUAAGUGGUAACGAAGUAACAUACUGGUUUCUUUUGUCAGGUGGUGGCAGCAGAGUUUCAGUUACUGUAAUUGUUGGUGGAGCUUCCGGUGGCUGCAUUGGAACCAUAAUCUUUUUCUGCAUUAUAUGCUAUUGUUGUAGUAAAUGAAAUGCAUUGCGUGCAAUAGUGACUCAUUCGGGUGAAUAGCUCCUAAACACAAUGAUCGUUGACCAUAGAUCAAGCAAACUUUAAUUAACAUCUUAACUUUAGAAGAUCUUUUGUAGAUUUUAAUGCGUGAUAAGUAAGGCCCUUGAUAUGACAAUGAAUUUUAUGCUCAUGCAAUAUGACUAAUUUCCAUAACAAAGGUUUUGCACAUAGCCUCGUUUUGAAAGUAGGAACUUUUGGAAUUCGCGAAUGGCUUUUUCGCUCCAAAAACUUGUCCCGCCUUAGAUUAGCCAUUUCUAUUUGCGGGCAUGUCAAACUUGUAACUGUUUCAGAAAAGCAAUAAUUAAUCAGGGUGUGCUUGAAUGUGUGUACGUACUGGAGACGUUUCCUUCAAAAGAUCGUUUUCCUCUGUAGAACUUAAGUCCUCAUCUUUGAAUACAGGAGCUAGUUUAACGGCGGCAACAUAACUGUGUCAUGAUUAUUUAAUUUUUCUUCCCUUGGUAAUUAGCCUUUGCGAACCUUCCUCCAUGACCAUGUCUAGUACGCGGUAUUUUUUGAAUAUUGCGCCUCGGUCC
This is a messenger RNA of Porites lobata, 7705 nucleotides long. The record is from the annotation of a GenBank genome assembly. NCBI's taxonomy places the organism in Eukaryota, Metazoa, Cnidaria, Anthozoa, Scleractinia, Poritidae.